AUGGACGACAAGACCGCUGCGGCCACUCAGCGCUGGCAGCGCCUCAUGAUCCAGGCCAAGUACCAGUGGGAGGAUGACAUCCCCUUCCCUGUGACGAAGCGCGGGGUGCAGAAGCCACGUGGAGACAAGCGAAACGAGCGCAUCAUGGUCUCUCUGAAGAACUACAUCAGCGGCUCCAAGGAGCUGCUGCAAUUCUUCUGA
Messenger RNA from Symbiodinium natans, 201 nucleotides. NCBI's taxonomy places the organism in Eukaryota, Dinophyceae, Suessiales, Symbiodiniaceae. The record is from the annotation of a GenBank genome assembly.